AUGGCUAGUGAGGAGAGUUUUGUAGUGUUGGUUCACCACAUAGGAUCGAUUAAGAGGAAAACUCGUUCUGGUGUGAAGUUCACUGAUAAGGAUCCUCUCUGUAUUAUCAUGAGGCCUACGACGAGCUAUGAUGACCUUGUUAGCUCUGUAUUGCGGAAAGUUGGUCUGGAAGAUGUGAAACGGGUUAAGAAAUUUUUCUUUCACAUUCCAAUCACGGUGCUCCAGAAAACCGUGAACUCGGGGGGUUCGAACUGGAAUACCACCACUUUAGCCGCGGUAGCCGGUUCUAGCUCCAGACCUGCCGUUGCUUCUUCUUCCGUCCCUGUGUAUGAGCCACCCGUCCAGACUGUCGCCUCCCCUUUGUUCGCUGUUGAUCUCAACGGCAGUGUAGGCGACGAGGUCAGAACAGGGGAGUUUCUGCCGACCUCUUUACAGUGUGCUGCACCGGCUGGGGUUGGAGAUGGAUUGUAUGGUGAUCCAGAGGACGAUGAUGUCGAGCCGGAUAUGAUUGCUGAUGACAGUGGCGAUGAUAUUGGAGCAAGUGAGCCUGCUGGGGCGGGAGGUGGUUCUAGCUCUGGCACACAGCAGUAUCCUCCACAUUUUUCCUCUUUGGACUUGGAUGCCAUGAGGCAGGAGGGGGUUCCUGGGCAGCCUGCUGGAUUUGGCGCUAGAGAUGAUGAAGGGUCUGCAGGUCUGACAGAGUUCCAGGUUGGUCAGCAAUUUCAGGAUAAAGAUGAGGCCCUGUUAAGUGUGAAGACUUACAGCAUCCGUCGAGGGGUACAGUACAGGGUAGUGGAGUCUGACUUUUGCCGGGCUGAUGCAUCCGUCAGCAUCAAGGUGCUCCUAAAUGUCACGGCCGCACAUUUUGGGUUUAGGCUGACGUAUAGGAGGGUCUGGUUGGCGAAGCAGAAGGCUGUUGCCCUGAUCUAUGGUGACUGGAUGAGUCGUACAACGAGCUCCCUAGGUGGGUGUUAG
Messenger RNA from Arachis stenosperma, 975 nucleotides. RefSeq lists its product as uncharacterized. The transcript is spliced from 3 exons. The record is from RefSeq and is a predicted model, not a curated record. The coding region runs from base 1 to 975 and encodes 324 amino acids. NCBI's taxonomy places the organism in Eukaryota, Viridiplantae, Streptophyta, Magnoliopsida, Fabales, Fabaceae.